AUGGCGGCGGCGUCCACGUCGCUCCUCCCCGUGUCCCACCGCCACCGCCUUUUCCCCCAAUCCCUCACGGGCGGCCGGCUUCCGUCCGUCGUCUUCCACGCCCGCCCACCGCUCUCCUAUGGCCUGUGCCGCCCCGGCCCCAUGUCUCCCCCGCACCUCCCCCUCGCGGCCACCUCGGCGGCCGUCGGCGUAGCGCUCAGCAUCCGCCUGCUCCUCCUCCUCUCCCGCUCCCGCGCGCUCAAGCCGCUCGCCGCCACCACCUCCGCCGCCGCGGCGGCCCUCAGAACCCCGCGCCUCCUCGCCGCGGCCUCCUCCCCGCUCGCCGCCCUCCUCGCCGCCUCCAAGGCCGCCUCCAAGUCCUACAAGGCGGCGCGCGCGCUCGACCCGGCCGCGCGCCUCCCGCGCCUCCCCUCCUCCAAGCGCGUCAAGGCCGCCUUCGCCGCCGCCUCCCUCCUCCGCCUCGCCGCCGCCGCGCCGCUCGCCUCCUCCUCCCCCACCGCCUUCGCCGCGCUCGCGGUCCUCAAGUCCGGCUACAAGCUCUCCAAGAACUCCGCCAAGGUCGUCGAGGGCUUCCUCGGCCUCCAGGUCCACAAGGGCUUCCGCAACGGGGUCGACGCGCUCGGGGUCGUCGUCAAGGUCGCCGUCAUCGCGUCCGAGAUCGCCGUCUGGCUCGACGCCAGCCUCUGGCCCGCCCACGGCCGAUGCGUGCGCCUCCUUAGGCCGCCCGGUAGCCUCGUCCUACUCUGCAGCUCUACACCAUCAUCAUCAUCAUCAACUCAUCAACACCAGGUCCUGCUCUUCGAUCCUGGAACUAUAGACAUCCACGACGAGGACUGCUGGCUCGACGACGACUACCCACAGGACGAGGAGCCCUCCCAGUUGCUCUGCCUCGCGGUGCCCCUGCCUGGCAUGGCAAAACUAGUGAGUUACUAGCAAUCUACUACUGUAGCACGC
Messenger RNA from Lolium rigidum, 954 nucleotides. RefSeq lists its product as uncharacterized. NCBI's taxonomy places the organism in Eukaryota, Viridiplantae, Streptophyta, Magnoliopsida, Poales, Poaceae. The coding region runs from base 1 to 933 and encodes 310 amino acids. The record is from RefSeq and is a predicted model, not a curated record. The transcript has a single exon.